Homo sapiens (human) is the source of this 4515-nucleotide messenger RNA. RefSeq names its product 5-hydroxytryptamine receptor 3B (gene HTR3B). Gene Ontology annotation, biological process: serotonin-gated cation-selective signaling pathway; monoatomic ion transmembrane transport; monoatomic ion transport. Gene Ontology annotation, cellular component: plasma membrane; serotonin-activated cation-selective channel complex; postsynaptic membrane. The record is from RefSeq and is marked reviewed. The transcript has 8 exons. Lineage: Eukaryota; Metazoa; Chordata; Mammalia; Primates; Hominidae. Gene Ontology annotation, molecular function: transmembrane signaling receptor activity; serotonin-gated monoatomic cation channel activity; monoatomic ion channel activity. Bases 281 to 1573 code for a protein of 430 amino acids.
AUUCUGUCUCCAAAAUGCAAGAUUGUUGUAAAAUGGAAUUGUAGGUACAGUUUUCCAACCUUGGAGAUGGCGUUGAUUUACUUGUUUUUACAAUGAGGUUUCUCCAUUGGGCACUUAGGCCAUCAGCUUACUUUAAGCAUUUGCCAAAGGCCCCACCAGCUGGCUGUGAAUUGAUGCAGAUUUUGGUGAGCUGAAAGCUAUAUUCUAGUAAAAGCCACCGAGUCCUGAACAGUCUGAAACCUCCUAAAGAAACCAAGCUCCUCUUACUUUUAUCUUCACAAUGAUAGUUUAUUUUCCAGGAAUUCUAGCCACAGAUACACAUCAUCCCCAGGAUUCUGCUCUGUAUCAUCUCAGCAAGCAGCUAUUACAGAAAUAUCAUAAAGAAGUGAGACCUGUUUACAACUGGACCAAGGCCACCACAGUCUACCUGGACCUGUUCGUCCAUGCUAUAUUGGAUGUGGAUGCAGAGAAUCAAAUAUUAAAGACAAGUGUAUGGUACCAAGAGGUCUGGAAUGAUGAAUUUUUAUCCUGGAACUCCAGCAUGUUUGAUGAGAUUAGAGAGAUCUCCCUACCUCUAAGUGCCAUCUGGGCCCCCGAUAUCAUCAUCAAUGAGUUUGUGGACAUUGAAAGAUACCCUGACCUUCCCUAUGUUUAUGUGAACUCAUCUGGGACCAUUGAGAACUAUAAGCCCAUCCAGGUGGUCUCUGCGUGCAGUUUAGAGACAUAUGCUUUUCCAUUUGAUGUCCAGAAUUGCAGCCUGACCUUCAAGAGCAUUCUGCAUACAGUGGAAGACGUAGACCUGGCCUUUCUGAGGAGCCCAGAAGACAUUCAGCAUGACAAAAAGGCGUUUUUGAAUGACAGUGAGUGGGAACUUCUAUCUGUGUCCUCCACAUACAGCAUCCUGCAGAGCAGCGCUGGAGGAUUUGCACAGAUUCAGUUUAAUGUGGUGAUGCGCAGGCACCCCCUGGUCUAUGUCGUGAGUCUGCUGAUUCCUAGCAUCUUUCUCAUGCUGGUGGACCUGGGGAGCUUCUACCUGCCACCCAACUGCCGAGCCAGGAUUGUGUUCAAGACCAGUGUGCUGGUGGGCUACACCGUCUUCAGGGUCAACAUGUCCAACCAGGUGCCACGGAGUGUAGGGAGCACCCCUCUGAUUGGGCACUUCUUCACCAUCUGCAUGGCCUUCUUGGUUCUCAGCUUAGCUAAGUCCAUCGUGUUGGUCAAAUUCCUCCAUGAUGAGCAGCGUGGUGGACAGGAGCAGCCCUUCUUGUGCCUUCGAGGGGACACCGAUGCUGACAGGCCUAGAGUGGAACCCAGGGCCCAACGUGCUGUGGUAACAGAGUCCUCGCUGUAUGGAGAGCACCUGGCCCAGCCAGGAACCCUGAAGGAAGUCUGGUCGCAGCUUCAAUCUAUCAGCAACUACCUCCAAACUCAGGACCAGACAGACCAACAGGAGGCAGAGUGGCUGGUCCUCCUGUCCCGCUUUGACCGACUGCUCUUCCAAAGCUACCUUUUCAUGCUGGGGAUCUACACCAUCACUCUGUGCUCCCUCUGGGCACUGUGGGGCGGCGUGUGAAGACUGAAGUGUUCUUCAGUAAUUGUGCUGGCACUUAGGAGAGAGAGGAGGGGGAAUAAUAGUGGGUUAAAAAGCUUUCUGGGUCGGGUGUGGUGGUUCUUGCCUAUAGUCCCAGUGCUUUGGGAGGCCAUAGCAGGAGGAUUGCUUGAGCCCAGGAGUUCGAGACCAGCCAGAGCAACAUAGUGAGACCACAUCUCUACCAGUAAAUAAAUAAAUAAAUAAAUAAAUAAAUAAAUAAAUAAAUAGCUGGGCAUAGUGGCUCAUGCCUGUACUCUCAGCUACUUGGGAGGUUGAGGUGGGAGGAUUGCUUGAGCCCAGGAUUUCAAGGCUGCAGUGAGCCAUGAUUGCACCACUGCACCCCAGCCUGGGUGACAGAGCAAGACCCUGUCUCAAAAAAAAUAAAAUAAAAGGCUUUCUGCCUUCAUUGCCUCUCCAUUGAGUCCAGCUUCAUACACCUAAUAGUCUGCUGUGUGACCCAAGGAUCAUAUGUUCAUGAAAAUGUAUAAACAGUAUGAGUAUACAGUAAAAAAGUAAACUUUCCUUCUUAUCCCAGUCCACUCACCCAAAGCAACCACUGUUAGUAAUUUCUUCCAGAAGAUUUCUAGGCACACACAUGCAUCUAUGUAUGGUUAAGCAGUUUUUUAAAAAGUGUAAGAUAGCUCCAUCUUCCAGCCCUGCCUUGGCCAUUUAUUCAGUCACCCAUUCAACAAAACCUUUAUUGAGUAUUAAGUCCUAGGCAUUAUGUUAGGCACACCAGAGAAUACAAAAUAAGUCAGCACAGGUUAUUAUUCACUUGUUGUGAUUCCCAUGGUCAACCUGGUACCAACCAACCAGAGCAUAAAAUUCCUGCCAUAUCCCUCACCUUCUGAGGCUCUUGUUACCACUUCCCAGCUAAGUCCACUGCCUCCACCCUCUUCCUGUGCCCCUUCAGCAGUGCAUCCCCACUGGAGAGAACCCAGGUGCCAAGGCUUCUUUUUUUUUUUUUGAGGCAGAGUCUUGCUCUGUCACCAGAUUGGAGUGCAGUGGUGCAAUCUUGGCUCACUGUAACCUCCACCUCCCGGGUUCAAGCAAUUCCCCUGCCUCAGCCUCCCGAGUAGCUGGAACUACAGGUGCAUGCCACCACACCCAGCUAAUUUUCUGUAUUUUAGUAGCAGGUGCCAAGGCUUCUAAGCCCAGUCUAGCACAUCAUUUAGUCCACACACAAGGGGCAAUGCAUGGAGUGGGAGGACAGGCAUAGUUCACGGUCCUUUGCUUCAAGGAAGUUAUAAUCCACUGUCCCUGAACUAGUCAGCUAGGAAAUACUACACACUAAGUUGCUUUAAGAGAGAUUUAUUUUCUCACCAGUCUGGAAGCUAGAAGCCUAAGAUCAAGGUGCAAACAGGGUGGGUGGCUUUCUUCUGAGCCCUGUCCUUGGCUUGCAGGUUGCUGACUUCUUGCUUUGUUUUCACAUGACCUUUCCUCUGUGCAUGCUCAUGUCUGUGUCCAGAUUUUCUCUUCUAACAAGGGCACCAGUGUUGUUGGUUUAGGGUCCAUCCUAGUGACCUCUUUUAACCUUAAUCACUUUUUUCAAGGCCCUAUGUUCAAACAGUCAUAUUCUGAGUACUAGGGGUUAGGAUGUCAACAUAUGAAUUUUGGGGAGUGGGCAGCAGACAAAGGGGACAUAUUUCAGCCCAUAACACUAGUGAUUCCGGAGGUUUAGCAAGUCCAGAUUCUGCAGAGUAGGCUGGCAGGCUGGAGACCUGCUGACAGUCUUAACGCUGUCAGUAGAAGACACAAAAGUCCAAAAGCUGUUUGCUAGAAACUUUUUCCAGCACUAAAAUUGCCUUUAGAAAAAUCUGCCCCCCUCCAUCCCCCCAAAGAAAAAGAAUUUAAAUUCAAACAGCCUUUACCUGCAUCUUCCCUCUCUCAUUACCUCCCAGUUAGUGCUCAGCGCCAAUUGUCCAUGAAAUUCCACUGCUGCUGUUAAUGAAAUGAGGAACAUAAGAAGUUUGUGAACAGGAAGUGUCCAUGCAAACCUCCACCUGUUUCCUUCCUCACUUCCUACUUUCUACUGCUGGCCUCCUCUGCUUUGACGUGCUCAGUUAGGCAUCACGGUCCUGAUGUCACCUUAGCUUGCCAUCCAUGUCGAUUCUGGCUUUCUCCACUUCCUCCUCCAGUUAACAGAGGAGGAAAGGAGGAAAAGGCCUGAGGUGAACUCCUCACUGUGGGGUCUCUCUCCUUCCCAACUAUGUCUUAGAGAAAGCACCAGUGUCAGAGUCAGGAGUCCUGAUGAUUACGGUCCUGGCUCUGCCAUUACCUAGCCAGGGGACCUCUGUGAGCUUAACUUCUCAGACUUCAACUUACCUUAUUUGAAAUUGGGGCUGUUUAUAUUUGCUCUACCCCUAUCAAAGAGUUAUGAGGAUCAAAAUGAAAAAAUGUAUUGAACAAUGCUUUGAAAAGUAAAUAAUGGGGCGUGGUGGCUCACGCCUAUAAUCCCAACACUUUGGGAGGCUGAGGUGGGUGGAUUACCUGAGGUCAGGAGUUUGAGACCAGCCUGACCAACAUGGAGAAACCCUGUCUCUACUAAAAAUACAAAAUUAGCCAGGCGUGGUGGCACAUGCCUGUAAUCCCACCUACUCGGGGGGCUGAGGCAGGAGAAUCGCUUGAACCCAGGAGGUGGAGGUUGCGGUGAGCCGAGAUCGUGCCAUUGCACUCCAGCCCGGGCAACAAGAGCUAAACUCUAUCUCAAAAAAAAAAAAAAGUUUAAAGUGCUUUGGGAAGGGGGAGGGAUAGCAUUAGAAGAUAUACCUAAUGUUAAUGGGUGCAGCACAGCAACGUGGCACGUGUAUACAUAUGUAACAAACCUGCACGUUGUGCACAUGUACCCUAAAACUUAAAGUAUAAUUUAAAAAAAAGUAAAUAAUGCAUCACAAAAUAAAGAUAAGACCUGCUUGCUAUCAACA